Messenger RNA from Mycosarcoma maydis (corn smut), 1611 nucleotides. RefSeq lists its product as uncharacterized. The transcript has a single exon. The record is from RefSeq and is a predicted model, not a curated record. NCBI's taxonomy places the organism in Eukaryota, Fungi, Basidiomycota, Ustilaginomycetes, Ustilaginales. Bases 1 to 1611 code for a protein of 536 amino acids.
AUGUCAUCCUUUUCUGCAAAGCGACAAGGUCGAUCUAGACCGUCUGAUAUGAUCCUUGGACGCCGACGAUCCGAAGACAAGUCGAUGCCUUCGCCUUCUUUCAACAGCUCAAUGUCACUCGGCAACAUCGACGACGUCUUCUGUGAUUCUUCGAGAUCUACGGAUCGGCUCCGGCAUCAUUAUCUGGCCAUCCCUACAACUCCAUCUACCCUCUAUGCAGGCAGCUCACCGGGGACAAAGAUGGAACGCCUUCCUAGUCUUACAGAUAUCUUUCAUCGCGACAUUCUUUCUCCACCCAGCAGCAAUAUUGUUUCUUUGAGCUCCGUACGGUCUAACUACUGUGGGACCGGUAUGCAUCGCACUGGAUCCAUGUCAUCUGACUCUUCGGGCCGCAGCCGAGCAUGGCUACCUACUUUCAAUCAAGAGGCACGGGCAGGUUCAAUCGGUCCUCCGGCAACACCUCUCUCACCGUUCUUCAGCACAGGGCAAACAGUGGUAUCUCCAACAACGGUAUCUCCCGAUCGCCGUUCCGAUACGAUUUAUGGUUUAAGUGAUGGUGAGAGGACUCCACGAGCUUUUCAAAGACCUUCAUUUGACUAUAACAGGCGGUCGGACCUCAACGGCAGCUCUCCACCAUGUCCUGGCGCACCUCUCAUCGGUAUUCAGAGUCGUGGCCAUUUUGAAAGUCAAACUUGGCAAACGCAAGCUUGUGCUGGAUCCUUGGGCCUAUUUGAGGGCAUUCAGCGCCGGAGCUCUUAUGGCAGGAACCCAACCGUCUUUCUCGAAAGAGAUGAGCUGGUCAAGGAGCGGGCUGCGAUGUCCGCGCUUGAAGCUCGUAUGCCAAAAGCAGCUGGAUUGUGUGGCCUCGGCAUCUACAUGGAUGAGGACAAUAUUCAGUCACCCUUCCGCAAGGCAGAAUCGAAAGAUUCUCAGCAUGCUGAGUCAGAAAGGGCUUCUCCAUUCGAACGACAGAUAGCAUUCAACGAACACACUGGGUUGACGCCGAUGGUUAAAGCAUCAAAAGUCUCGGAUUCGUCUAGCACACCAACACGUUCGAAAGCCAAGAGAUCCUCCUCGAGCGCACUUCAAACGUCUUUCUCCUCAAAAAUUCCAGCGUCACAGGUUCAGGCUUCUCAGUCUGCUACGGCUACAAGGAAGAAAGUGGAAAUGUCCAGAACUCCACUAAACAAGUCGAGACCCAUGUUUCGCCUGGAGAACGGAUCAUGUAAACCAAAAGGGCACAAGAUGAGUCCCGACUCAUCUCCGUGGGGCGUAUUCGGUGCCAAAGACGGUUGGAAGCCACUUGCACCGCCGAACGUGUCGCGAGCCAUUGCCGAGGCGAACAAGCUUGUGUUGGACACAGGUCCCACCAUCAAACUGACUUCGACGUCGAGCAAAACGUCGCCGACCGGCAAGAGGGAGGCUCUUGACUCCAAGAGUUCAAGCCCAUUGAAGCGCUCUCGUACAGGCGUUUUGCAGACCACUUCGUCUCCAUUCAAGGAAAAUGUCGCUCCGUCUCUUCGAAAGAUGUCUCCGUCCAAGCGUGCACCCAUGUUGUCAAAAACACACCGUGAUUCUCCGACCGCAUUGCCGCUCACGGGCAUUCGCUAA